AAUAAGGAAAUAAUUAAAAUUAAGGCUAUUACCGACCGAAUCUUUAUAAAUUUUCGCAAUAAAAUAAUUAGAAUCCCUACAAUUAUAGUUAGGAAUACAACGACCUUUCUUAAUAAUUUAAUUAAAAUUAUAAACGCCUCCUUAAAUAUAAUUAAAAUUACCGCUAGUAAUAAGCCUAUUCCUAAACCUAUAAGAACCGUUCGUUAA
Neurospora hispaniola is the source of this 207-nucleotide messenger RNA. RefSeq lists its product as uncharacterized. The transcript is spliced from 2 exons. The record is from RefSeq and is a predicted model, not a curated record. Lineage: Eukaryota; Fungi; Ascomycota; Sordariomycetes; Sordariales; Sordariaceae. The annotation marks the transcript as partial.